Molecule: messenger RNA, 177 nt
Organism: Angiostrongylus costaricensis
Lineage: Eukaryota; Metazoa; Nematoda; Chromadorea; Rhabditida; Metastrongylidae
Source: the annotation of a GenBank genome assembly
AUGCUCGCCCAAUUUAACUUUAAACCAGUUGGACCGAAUCAGCUGGAGAUUGCGGCUGGAGAUCAUCUUGAUUUGAUACAAGCACAUGACGACGGUGGAAAUCCAGAAUGGAUUUGGGUACAACGACCGAAUGGAGAACACGGCUUUGUGCCUUCAGCGUAUUGUAAAGCAGUGUAG